Messenger RNA from Microthlaspi erraticum, 238 nucleotides. The record is from the annotation of a GenBank genome assembly. Lineage: Eukaryota; Viridiplantae; Streptophyta; Magnoliopsida; Brassicales; Brassicaceae.
AUGGGAGGUGGUAAAGACAAGCAUCACGAUGAGCAAGACAAAGGGUUUCAUGGUUUCCCAGGAGGAGGACAUCAUUACCCUCCACAACAAGGGUAUCCUCCACAAGGGUACCCUCCACAACAAGGGUACCCACCGCAACAAGGGUACCCUCCAGCUGGAGGCUAUCCACCUGCUGGAUACCCUCCUGGUGCCCCUGGAGGUUACCCUCCUGCAGGCUAUCCUGCUCCUCACCAUUCAG